GGAGGAGGAGGAGGAGGCUGCCCACAGCCCCAGAGAGGACCCUAAAGGAGGGGCCCUGGCCGUGCGGCUGCGCGGGCGCUGGCAGCGGCUGUGGUGCGCGGUGCGGCAGGGAGCCCUGCGCAUGUUCCCCGAGCCCGGGGGUGCUCAGCGCCCCGUCUGCGCCCUGCUGCUGGACGGCUGCGAGGUCACCCCGGGGGUCCCCGCCACCGGCGGCUCCCCCCAGCGCCUCCGCAUCCGCAUCGCUCAGCGGGGCCAGGAGCUCGCCCUGCUGCAGACCCGUUCGGAGGAGGAGAGGGAGGCUUGGCUGAAAACCCUGCGGGCCAGGGGAGGACGGGAGCCGGCCGCUGACAGCCCCCAGGCGGAGCCCCCCAGGCUGGGAGGUGGCAGCAGCUCUCCUGCUGCGGGCGGGCUGCUGCUGCGUCGCUUCCCGACCCCCAACGCCUACAUGGACGACCCCUCCGGGCAUCUCCCAGCCCCCGAGCACGUCUACUCCAACACGGAGCGGCUGCAGCGGCUGCAGCAGAGCUUGGACCGAGCCGUGCAAGGGCAGCGCAGGAGACCCGUGUCCGCGCUGCCCGCCGGCGCCUGCAGCAGCACCGUGCCCUCGCAGGCAGCAUCAGCGGCGGCUCACCGGGGCAGGGCUGGCAGCCCGCAGCUCCUCGGCAGGGAUUUCUCCCCGUCCCAGCGCACCCUGACGCUGCCCGAGAGGAAAGGGGCUCGGGAUGGUUUGGAUUUCCUCAUUGGGAGGAGAGCGUUCCCCAAGCUGGAGGAGAAGGUUGGGCAGCUGGAGAGGGCUUGCCGCGGGAAGAGCAGGCUGAAGGCCGGCUCCGAGAUGAACCUGCUGGCCAUCGGCAAGUCUCUGAAGGGCCACAUCGCCGCCACCGCCAGCUCGGCUGCCUCCGAGGGCUCCUUCCUCUCCCCGCUCUUGAGGCGCACGGCGUCGGCCAGGAGCGCCCUGAAGCGCUCGCCCUCCGCGGGCGUCGUGGAGAAGGGGAAGGUGCUGCAGCAGAGAAAGGAGUGGGAGAUGAAGUCUGCGAAGUGACCGCGGCACCGGAGCAGCCCCCGCCACGCCGACCCCGCUGCGGGGCCGGGCAGCUGCCAGCACAACGUCGUGCUGCACGUGGAUCGUGCAGGACCAGCCAGUUCUUUAGCCACCAGUAUCAACGCCACGCGUACACCUACCUGGUUUUGACAGAUUUUAUAUAGAUUUAUAUACACGCACACGUAAACUCGC
This is a messenger RNA of Oxyura jamaicensis (ruddy duck), 1234 nucleotides long. RefSeq names its product actin filament-associated protein 1-like 1. Gene Ontology annotation, biological process: inflammatory response; regulation of interleukin-6 production; positive regulation of epidermal growth factor receptor signaling pathway. Gene Ontology annotation, molecular function: SH2 domain binding; SH3 domain binding. The transcript has 9 exons. Lineage: Eukaryota; Metazoa; Chordata; Aves; Anseriformes; Anatidae. The record is from RefSeq and is a predicted model, not a curated record. The coding region runs from base 122 to 1042 and encodes 306 amino acids. Gene Ontology annotation, cellular component: cytosol.